AUGAACGAAACUCGGUUGCGACCACCCGGUCUGUCAGACCGCUCCAUCACUCCGCAGACGUCUGUGGAGGAACUGCAGGAUGAACUCAGGAACAGUAUUCUGCCUGGGUUUCCACUUCCAGAUAGCGUCGCCUUGCAGAUGGUAUCACACGAGAGCUGGGAUUAUGGCAAAAGUCUGGGAGGUCACAAUCGGAGGUUGAGCUUCCUGGGCCGAAGAGCACUGAAAGCGUUCCUUAUGAUGUUUUUCCACUGUGCCCUUGCCUCACCACCAGCGUCCAGCUCUUCCACAACAGCUUCGCAACGUACAAAAGCGAAUGAACUCGUAUUCGCAGCUGAUGCUCGUGUCAUCGAUGAGCUGCUACACACCUCAGCACUAGGCCAGGGAGCUGGCUCGUCUCUGCGACUAGAGCGGGUGAUGCGGUGGACACCGGCUCUACUUCCCCCUUCCUCUUCGACCCAGGGACCACAGUCGAAUCAGGCCCGAGAGUCUGGUCUCUUCAAGAUCCGUGGCAUCUGCCUCGAGGCAAUCGUCGGGGCAAUCUAUCAUCAGCAUGGGGCACACAUGGCGCAACUCUUCUUCCAAAGCCAAAUUCUUCCUGUGCUACAAUCGAAGAAUGGCGACUGGCCGAGAGAUGUACCAAGCUUCGUUAGGGAGGAGGCGCUAAAGGCAGCUGACAGAGCGACCUCGACAUUGAACGAUAUCAUUGCAAAGAGGGAUAGGGCCAAUGCGAGCAGUAGCAUUGGGAAAACUCAACAUGUCAAAGAUUAUGCUGAAGAUGCAGGCUCUUCGCAAAGGGUGGCAUCAGCAACAAUGAAGGGGCGAGCGGCGAACAUUGCUGGCCCAGACAGCACAUCGACUUCUGCUUCAGCCUCCGCGGUGUCAUCGUCUCUCUCUUCCCAGCAUAUUUACCCGUCCAAUCCAUCUUUCGCGCAGGCUUCGGCCGGGCGCUCGGAGCGUGCAGCUGCUCGCAGGUAG
Molecule: messenger RNA, 975 nt
Organism: Tilletiaria anomala UBC 951
Lineage: Eukaryota; Fungi; Basidiomycota; Exobasidiomycetes; Georgefischeriales; Tilletiariaceae
Exons: 2
Coding region: 1-975 (324 amino acids)
Biological process (GO): RNA processing; mitochondrial translation
Cellular component (GO): mitochondrial large ribosomal subunit
Molecular function (GO): ribonuclease III activity; structural constituent of ribosome
Source: RefSeq, a predicted model, not a curated record